Molecule: messenger RNA, 6137 nt
Organism: Archocentrus centrarchus (flier cichlid)
Lineage: Eukaryota; Metazoa; Chordata; Actinopteri; Cichliformes; Cichlidae
Gene: usp40
Product: ubiquitin specific peptidase 40
Exons: 31
Coding region: 514-4401 (1295 amino acids)
Biological process (GO): protein deubiquitination
Cellular component (GO): cytosol; nucleus
Molecular function (GO): cysteine-type deubiquitinase activity
Source: RefSeq, a predicted model, not a curated record
ACAUGGCUGCUCACUGUUCAACGACGGUAUUUUUUAUUUACGUUUCGUUUGUUUUCUGCUUUAAGACAAAUAGAGGAAGACAUGGCCUGUAUCCGUAGGGAUUUUGAGUAAUAGUUCAAUAAAAUAAACUGUUAGAGUUUCGGUAAGACGGCGCUGUUUUCCCAGUCACUGACCGUCUAUGUUACCGACAGUGUGAUUUUUUUUUUUUUUUUUCCUUUCUUUUAAUUUUCGCUGAGCUGUCAAGCUGCUCAUUGGUGUCGGGCUGCGACUGAUUUGCCUUUGUUUGCGUGCUAAGCUACCCCAAAAAGACUUCAAAUUCCAUCCGGUGCUAGCCGCAAUGUUUAGUCCCGUGAAGUCUUCUUACUUCAGAGUCAGCCCGGCCAUUGUCAAUAGAGAACUCGGCAAAACCAAGAUGAGAUAGCAAGAGGGCACGUCGGAGUGCGAACACACGAUUUGCUGCGAGGCAUAACCGAAAUACAACGGAGUAAUAGCAAAACAAACCCCCAACACAGCAUGUUUGGGAAUCUUUUUGAAGAGGAGGAGGAGGAAGGCUUCUCUUCGACUUCCUCCAAGGGAAGAGUUUCAAAGGUGGGAGAUGAGCCACCUCCACCUCGAGGAAGAAGCAAUCUGUGCGGCAUUAAAAACCAGGGAGGGACCUGCUAUCUGAACUCUCUGCUCCAGACCCUGAUGUUCACCCCCGAGUUCAGAGAGGAGCUUUUCAGUUUGGGCCCAGAAGAAUUAGGAUGCCUGGAAGACAAAGAGAAACCAGAGGCUAAAGUCAGAGUGAUCCCACUGGAACUUCAGAGACUCUUUGCCCAUCUGUUGCUUGUGGACCAACAGAGUGCCUCCACUGCCAGCCUCACUGACAGCUUUGGCUGGAACAGCAGUGAGGGAACAAAUCAGCAUGAUGUGCAGGAGCUGAACAGGAUUCUGUUCAGUGCAUUGGAGCACUCUCUUGUGGGCACCAGUGGCAGUACAUUUAUUCACCGUCUCUACCAUGGAACCAUUGUCAACAGUAUUGUGUGCAAGGAGUGUGGAAAUGUCAGCCAGAGACAGGAGGACUUCCUGGACUUGACGGUGUGCGUUUGUGGUGUGUCCAGCCUGGAGGAGGCUUUAUGGAACAUGUUCGUGGAGGAAGAGCUAUUUGAGGGCAAUAACCUGUACCGCUGUGCACAGUGUAACAGAUUGGUCACUGCUGCCAAGUCUGCCAAGUUGAGGAAGCUCCCUCCGUUCAUGACUAUGUCUUUACUGAGAUUCAGCUUUGACUUUGCUAAAUGUGAGCGAUACAAGGAGACAGGACGGUACAGCUUCCCCCUCACCAUCAGCCUACGACCCUUUUGUGAACAAGCUGAUGGAGAUGAUUCUGAUUAUUCCUACGAGCUCUUCUCUGUGAUCAUCCAUAAGGGUGGCUGCUAUGGUGGUCAUUACCAUGUUUACAUCAAGGACAUUGAUAAACUUGGUCGAUGGGAGCCACCGGAGGAGGACUGUAAACCGAAAACUCAGAAGAAAGCGAAAGUGGAGGUCAAGGAAGUGCUGGAGCCAAAACUUCAGGAAGAUGACCCUUUGUCCAUCCUUACUACUAUUAUUGCCCAGGAGUCAUCAAAGAGUGUCCUGCUGGACCAGUUGGGCCAGAAACUCAUGGAUAAGAUUGGUUCAUCAUGGAGCAAAAAGUUCAGAAAACACUAUGGUCCUAUUGGCAAGUUCCUGCAGUCCCACAAUGAUGUUUUCAUGUUGGUGUCCAAUGGUACUCGAGUGGCACUGAAGGCAAACCCACCAAGCCCAGUGACUGAGCCCCCCAGCCCCGCAGAGCAUGCCACAAACCCUGAUCCUUCACCAGUUCCAGGCUCAGGAGCUUCUGAGCCUCAGCUUGCACUAAACCAGAAGCCAGAACUGGAACCAGAGCAGGGUAGCCACUGGUUUGACCUCAAUGACUCCACUGUGACCUCCAUCAGGGAGUCGGACAUAGAGAAGCAGUUCCAGGGCAAAGAGAGUGCCUACAUGCUGUUUUACAGAAAAACACAGCUGCACAGGCCCAGUGAAGCUCUGAACAAUCCCCAAUAUAAAGCUCCUUCUCACCUUAUCCAGAUGGCUCAGGAGGAGAAUAUCAGACUGCAGCAGAUGCGUGAAGCAUUUGAAGCCACUAAUAACACAGUGGAGCUGCAUCUGCACCUGGUUCCCUGCUAUAGGCUAGAAAAUGGAGCCCUUCAACCAGUCAGUAAAGAGCCAAAUGGGAGCACUGCUCUGAGUUUUGACCGUAGGAAGACUGUGGGAGACCUGCGAUUAGCUAUUUAUCAGAUGCAGGAAUUCUGGGAAGGAGAUAUGGCUCUGACUGUGGCCAAGAGUCUUCCAGCAGGUUUACACCUCUACAAUACUCUUACAGAUGACAGUGUUUCCCUGUACAGUGCAGGCAUCUGCUCAAACACAGAACUGUUUGUAUGGAAUGGCAGAGAGGUGUGCGGUGCAACUGUCCUAACUGGAGCUGAGUGGGAGCCUGUCUUGCUGACCGUAGUGCGUCCCUUUUUGAGCGAUGAUGUGGAUCAAGAGGUGAAGGAUGGUGUAGAGAGUGAGGAAAGCAGAAAAGGUUUUGAAAAUGGGGGUCCAGGGCUUAAGAGGGAAGCAAGAGGUUUUGCCGGUGGUGUGACUCUUGGGGAGGUGAGGGAGGCACUGGGGGAACCGAAGGAAAGUCUGCUGUGCCAGGAGCAUAAGGGAGGCAAAAAAAAGGAGGAGGGGGCAGGGGAGGGUGGAGGUUCAAGCGGAUGGAGAGUUAUCCCCCCUCAUGACAUGCAGCGGACACUGAAGGAGCUGUCGCUAAAAGAUGGAGAUGCACUGUUGGUGUUGGAGCCACAGUCAUUUGACAGCAGCAUGUUCACCCUAAAUGGAGAUGUUGUCACUGUGACUACACCAUCUGACUGCCGCUGGCUCCAGGUGGAGUUCCGGCCUCAUGCAAAAGGAGGUGAAGGGGAGAAGGAAGAGGAGGAGAUUAAGAAAAUCAAGGUUCCUGCCACAGGAAACAUGCUGCUGUCUAAGGUAAAACAGAGGGCCAUAGAGGAGCUGCAGUUACAGGAUCAACCCCCAGGUGCAGAGUACUGUUUGAGGCAGACUGACUGUAGUGGGAAACUCCUUCCUCCAGUAUGUGAGGAGUUGAGCGUUCGGGAUGCAGGGGUGCGACUCAUGACCACACUGACUCUCUGUCCGGGUACUAGCCCCAAGGCAUCGCAGCUUUUCUUGCACUUUACUGUGGGUGAAGCUCCCUCUGCUGGCAUGGAGAUGGCCAUAAUUGUGGAGAAAACUAGCACUGUUAAAGAGUGUCUAAAGGCAAUGCUGGAUGCAGUUGGGCUUGAUGGCACAUGUUGGCACUUGAGGAGGCUUGACUGGUGUGAGGAGGUUGGAGAGCCGCUUACAGAUGAGGAUGCUACUCUGUCAGAGUUGAAGAUCAGCAAUGGAGAGACAUUAGUUGUCACAGAAGGGCAUUUGCCUUCGAAGGGUUUCCUCAAGAUAUCUAUAUGGCUGUUUUGGGAUCCAAAAAACAUGGAAAGAGAUUUUAAUCACACUGAGAAUGGCCCUGCUGAGGGGCAGAUGCUCGAGGUUGUGCCUGCAGGAGCAACACACAGUCAGUCACCUCCUCUCUGUAAUGGAAACACUGCAGAGCUGAGACAUGCGGGGCAGAUAGAGAUAUCAGAUGAGGUCACUCUGGAGGAUCUCAAAACUCAGGUUUUGACGCUGCCUGCCCUUCAGGAGGUGUGUGUGCCCACCACUGGGUUCAUGCGUGUGUGGCAGCUGGAGGGACGGAAGCUGGCACGUAUCCUCAGAGGACAGCAAGUCACACUCAGGAAGUUGAAGCUGACCAGUGGUACAGAACUUGGUGUGCAGCCACUUCUGAAAGAGGAAGAUCUUUUGCCAAAAGAAGUGCUGCUGUAUGUUAAAAUGGGAAUACCAGGAGAGAGGUGUUACUACCCUUCAGAGGAGCUGGUUUGGAAUGCAACCCAUGAUUCCUCUCCUCGCUCUUUACGCACUUGCCUGGCUGCGCACUACGGCCUCUCUCCAGACUCUCUGCUGCUGGCCAAACACCAGCCAGACAAACACAUCUGGGAGGAAAUCUCCAACUGGACGCAACAGGUUUCCAAAAAGAAAAAGAAGAAAAAAACAGAAUCACUCAUGGGAACACCAUUCCACCUCAAAGAUGGUGACACGAUUGGCAUCAAGAAUCUUUUGAUCGACAACAACAGGGACUUCAUCACCCUGGAGGACGAGCAGGGCCAGCAGAGGCUCAGAGCACAGGCUGAGCAACGCAGGAAAGGAGGACAGGCUACAGGUGCUGAUGAAUCACAGAAGAAAGCUGGACAGACCAAAUCCAGGAAACCAGAGGUGGCACUCUCAAUCAGUGUUGGGGAAUUUAGAUAGCAUCCUUCUUCUACUGGUGCAGCUCAAGAGGAGCUGCAACACUACGUGCACACACAGUGAGAUGCCACGUUGCAUUUCGGACAAUACAACUGACAUCAGCUUUGUGCCAUUUGUUUUUCGAGUACUGUUUGCAUACUGACUCUCCACAAAUCUAAAUCAAACCUUAAAUUGCUUCCUGCUUCUCAUCUUUCUGACGGACAAAGAGAAGGAAUUUUAUUUUCGGCACUUUGAUUUGCUGUUUUGUGAUAUUUGUGAUAACUGACUUUGAUUUGAAUUGUUUCCACGCAGCAUUUCUGUUUUUAUUAGAUUACCCUUGUUUGUCUUGAUUCCACCCUCUACAAGCUUCCAAAAUUUCAGCUGGUGUUUAUGAAGAAAUUCCUGUCAAGAAAGCACUCUUUUUUUUUUUUUGUUUUUGGUGUGUGGAUCAUAUUUUAUAUUCUGAUACUGUUAGUGUCUUAGAGGGAAAUUGUUGAGUCCUUUGUCUGCUCUGGGUUGGCGGUUAUCAACUGAUGCCUGUGCUAGCUAGAGCUCCUGUUAACCAUGAGGCGGUCCAGGUCAAAAUUCAUACUUAAGCCACAGGCCAGUGAGCUAAAUUCUGGUGUUAUGUUGUCCUGUGUGACUAGCCAGUGCAGUAGGCAAUUGCCUUCAUUAUGUCAUAAUAUUCUUCAUUAGGUAACCUGUUGUAUAGUAAAUGACUAUUUUUUAGUUUUUAUAACAAACCAGUCACUGUGCAGCAUGAGCAAAAAUGUUUCUCUGGAUCAGCCGCUGUAUUGAUUUUUAGGUUGAUAAGGGAGAGGAGAGACGGGCCUUAAUGUGGAGAAGCCUCAGUGCUGCUCUGUCCUCCCUACCUCACUCUCUGCCUCUCUCACUGUACCUCCUCUGCCCUGUCAUUUUUCUUCACCCUCUAAUCUUUCUGGUUUUUAAUCAUUUUAUUUGUUUAACCUUAAACUGUUGCCCUGCUCUAUUACUGCAAAGUACCACUAAGUAUUUAGGCAAUAAUGCAUUGGUUACAUUUUUGACUCUCUGUGACUUGAUGCAUCAACUUGAGUAUAAUGGGAAAAUAAGUAAGAAUUGGACAUUAUCUAGUCUUUUAUAGUUGAAGAUUAAAACAGGAUGACCCCCCCCCCCCCCUUUUUUUUUUUUUUUUCUUUUUAACCAUUUUAUUUCAAAUUCAAAUGAGCUGUAUGGAGCAGAUACAUAAUUUUGUUAUGGAACUGUUUAAGACACCAGUGAUCCAGAUAUAUACUGUUAAACUGCUCUCCUUGAUUGUGUAGAUGUGAACACUCAUGAAGUGUCUUUGUGGAACAUUUAUUGUUUUUGUUGCAUGCACUAUAUGUAAACUUCAGGGAAUUAAAAAUAAUUCUUUAGAUAGGUUAUUUGAAAAAAGUAACAAAUAGAUACAUUACUGUAUGAACUAUGAUGUUUUGGGUGUGGGGGGGCUUAAUUUUGGCAUAAAAGAUUUUCUAAGCUGCUUUGUACAUUAAUCUGGCCUUGACUAGUGCCAAGAAUUUUCAAGUAGAAAUGUUUUUUUUUUUUACUGUUUGAAGCAGAUGCAUAAAACUGUUCUACAGUAUACUCAGCAAUACAUGGAUUUCAUUUUGUAUUGUGGUAUAAUUUACUAGGGUUAAUGAAUGCAUCUUUGGUGUUAUUGAUAAGGACUGAUCUGCUGCAUUGUACCAGUGGACAACUGUUUGUAUCCAUGUCAGACUGUAUUUGCAGAAAGUAUUUUAUGAACA